AUGGCUCAGGUACUUACAUCAGUCAUCCAGACGACAGGACCGAUUACAAUGCCAUACUCGCCGUCCGAUGCCUACAAAAACACGCCCAACCACCCCAACCAGCAACAACAGCGGGCCUCGCAGAUGCCGCGCAACCAACAAAAUGGAAAUUCGGGAGGCACAGGAUACAGAGGGACGGCCGCACCCAUAGCCCCGUAUGCCUUCAACAGCACGCCUCAGCUGCGCCAGGAGAACAAGCCCGUCUCUGCACCAGCCCCUCAGGCCCAGCAGCAACCUCCCAGCCACGCCAGCCAGGCCCGACUCGGCCACCCCUCUCAUCCCUCGUCAUCCUCCGACUCCACAGUCUCCACAUCGGGCUCAUCCAACCGCUCGUCGGCUGGACCACCUGCAGGUGCCAGAGAUGAACGUGAAGUCAGGAAACCCUACGACACCGUUGCGCCAACCAUCACACUAUCCACCUCCAUACCCGAUCUUUCGCUUUCGAUAGGCGAAUCAUCGCCUGUGAAGCCCUCUCCAGGGCGAUAUCGACGCGGCGCUGGACGGACAGACUCGUCCAACAGCAUCCCCACGGGUGCCACUACUCCGACACAGCGCUCUACAUCUGGAGGAAACUCCCACAUGGGGCCAUCGCAGCCCACGCAGAACGAAGGCACAGGUGCUGUUAGCUUCCCACCGCCGUUCAGGCCCGGGCACAACCGAGCGAACAGUGCAGAUGAUACGCAAGUUAUUCGCUCAAGCGGUAUAGACCCCGCUAAGCGAUACAGAAGACGCAGUUUCAACGGACUCGAAGGAGACAGCACCGCUGCCUCUAACAUUGCAACACUGCAGGCCAGCUCUGGAACCGGCCAAAGCACAACACUGAGCGCAAACACCACAAACACCUCCAACUCAAAUCGUACAGGAAGCCGUCCCGCCUCGAGUCAUAGCCAUGAGAGACAGGGCAGUGCGGGUAGUGCUUCCUCCAACAACUCCUCGAGAUCGCAGUCUCGCCCCGCAGUAAACACACAACGUAGCUAUGCAUCUGUAGCAGGAGGUAGCUCUUCCAAAGCACCCGAGCCUAACAGACGGCAAGCUCCAUCUCCUCUAUCACAUCCCGUGUCUCCAUCAGAGCCUGCGAGCCCUGCCAAGGCAGCCGCGUUACCUAGCACAGCCAUGCAACACCUUAGCGCUGUCAACGACAAGGACAAGGGAAUGAAGUCCCGUCUACGCAGGGCCUUCUCUUUUGGAAGCGCUGCUGAGCUGCGAAAGGCCUCUGCUGAGAAUAGCAUCUCAGCGGAGCGUGCGAGGUUGAGGAAAGACAAAUACCAGAACGAUGAGGAUGCUGAACAGGCUGCCAUCAUCGCAAAGCAAGAGGCGGCAGGUAUUGGCGCUGGUAUCUACUCAGGUCAGGGUGGUAUAGGCUCUACCGACAAUCUGUCUAUACAGUCGGCUGCAUCGUCAGCCUCGGUUAUGCUCCGGAAGAUGGGCCAUGGAAUGAAGAAGGGCACUAAAUCUAUCAAGGGUUUAUUCAGGCCAAAAUCUGUCAUCGGCGUACCCGCUGCCGAUGGCCCCAUUACCAGGCCCAGCGUGGGUCAGGUGUCUUUAGUCACCGUCGAAGCCGAGAGACAAAAGGUUAAUGUCAACGCAAAACCCAAUGAACAAACUGGAGGUGGCACUGGCUAUCCCAGACUGGAGCGCAACUCCAUCGAUGCCGGUCGAUCUGCAGAGAUUGUAAACCCCUCUGUCCUGGGCGGCGAAGCUGUGUCUAGGAAAAGCAUCGUCGGAAAUGACCGCGAUCGUGCUGAGGUUCUCUCUUCUAUGAAGAAGGGUAUCUUGAAACGCACUGGCACAAACUCAGAUUCUGGAUCUCCUGUUCUCAAACCUGUAGACAUGGGUCCUAACGUAGGCUCAUCGCGAUCCAGUUCUCCUGCCACGCCCAAGACAGAAGUUGGGCAAGCCCGGAACGAUGAUUACUUCGGCAAACCACCACGCAUCCCCAAUGGCAGCACGAGGAGUCUUCCAACCACACCCCAUGGUGGCCUCCGAAACAUCAGUUUCAGCCCACGCAUACAAUUCCACGACGCCUGGUCACCGCAGGAUUAUGAUCGUAGGGGCGACAUCGCAACGUGUAAUAGGCUUACACCGAUGCUUGCGCAACAGAUCAAGGAGGAACUUAACUCCUUUAAGAUGGAGAUGGAAGUUCACGAGCUCUCGAAACCACACACCCAUUUCUUCUAA
This is a messenger RNA of Alternaria postmessia, 2217 nucleotides long. RefSeq lists its product as uncharacterized. The record is from RefSeq and is a predicted model, not a curated record. The coding region runs from base 1 to 2217 and encodes 738 amino acids. NCBI's taxonomy places the organism in Eukaryota, Fungi, Ascomycota, Dothideomycetes, Pleosporales, Pleosporaceae. Gene Ontology annotation, molecular function: actin binding. The transcript is spliced from 4 exons. Gene Ontology annotation, biological process: actin cytoskeleton organization.